This is a messenger RNA of Rhizophagus irregularis DAOM 181602=DAOM 197198, 366 nucleotides long. Lineage: Eukaryota; Fungi; Glomeromycota; Glomeromycetes; Glomerales; Glomeraceae. The record is from RefSeq and is a predicted model, not a curated record.
AUACACCAAACGCAAAAGUUCUCAUAAACUAAUCGAACCCUUUUCCCUUACAAUUUGUUAAAUUCUUUUUAUUUUAUUUUUAUUUUAUUUUAUUUUAUUUUUUUUCUUUUUGGUUGAUUCUGAAUAAACCUUAUUUCUUUUUUACUAAACAAAAUGUCGUUUUCUGAAGUCAGCGACACAUUUAGUACAUAUCCCAAUGUAGCCCAAAGGAAUUUUCCUUUUUAUAGUAGUAAUUCUACUGUAGAUUCUGACAACGAACAAGAAGAAUUUACUGGUACAGCUUCUUAUUCUAACGAGGAUUCUAACCUUGAAGACGACAUCAGUGAAGAAAUGGAGGAUAGUGAAGAGGAAAUUGAAGAAAGAGAA